Messenger RNA from Uranotaenia lowii, 2073 nucleotides. RefSeq names its product chaoptin-like. Lineage: Eukaryota; Metazoa; Arthropoda; Insecta; Diptera; Culicidae. Gene Ontology annotation, cellular component: extracellular matrix. The annotation marks the transcript as partial. Gene Ontology annotation, molecular function: protein binding. The record is from RefSeq and is a predicted model, not a curated record. The transcript is spliced from 3 exons.
AACGUUUCCUUCAACAAUAUCGUAGAAAUUCCCAAAAACACGUUCCCGAAAUUGUAUGAACUGCACACGAUCGACAUGUCCAACAAUAACAUCUCAUUCAUUUACAAUGCAGUUUUUCAAAACUUACUCUCAAUGAGGAAUCUAAAUCUCAGCUACAAUGCCUUGGAAAAGAUUGGACCGUCUAUGUUUGGAACGUUGCCAACGUUAUUGGAUCUGGACAUGAGCCACAACUCGUUGAAAGACAUCACUCGAGGAGCACUGGCCAAAAUAAGUGGAGUAAGGUUCCUGAACAUGGCCUACAAUAAGCUGGAGAGGAUUUUCCAGAUCCCAAUAUCACUGAACCGACUCGAUCUGGCUCAUAACGAAAUUAACGAGAUCCCCGACAAAACUUGGCCUACGAUGAACGCCCUGCUAUACCUAGAUCUAAGCUUCAACAAACUUCAGAACAAUCUACAGCGAGGGAGUUUUGCAGGACUACUCACUCUGCAAACUCUCAACCUGGAAUCCAACGGAAUCACCGAAAUCCCACGGGACAGUUUAUCAGAUCUUGGAACAGUGCAGUACCUACAUUUGAGAGACAACAACAUAACCGUGCUCCCGAAGGCUGCCUUCGGCAAUCUUCCAAUUCUCUUCCAAGUGGAACUCAUGAAUAACGGACUCACCAAUGUCAGUGAAAAAGCCUUCGAAGGACUACUUCAAUUGUUAACGCUCAACAUGUCCGACAAUGCCAUCAGUCACAUUCCCAAUGAUGCGUUCUACGGGCUGGUGUCCCUGAGAAAGCUUGAUAUAUCACGCAACCUAAUUACUUCCAUAGACAACAAAACAAACGGAUUGCUGGACGCUUGUCUAAGUCUCGAAGAAAUCGAUCUAAGCCACAACCGGUUCAGUUUCGUAACAAAGAAAACCUUUCCCUCAGACCCGUACGUGCCCUACCGGUUGCGGAAAAUCAACCUCAGCUACAACACCAUGUCCAUCAUAACCAACGAUCUUAAAGUGGGAACCAAAACCGUACAGCACCUGAACAUGUCCCACAACAACAUCAAAGAAAUCCGUCGUGGGGUUCUGGGAAACCUGACCUCUCUGUUAACAUUGGACCUUUCGCACAACGAGUUGGUCAAGCUGGAGGGCGAUGUUUUUCGGAUGGCAGAGAACUUUUCGGAGUUGAUCGUGCACCAUAAUCGUAUCUGGAAUGCUUCGUAUGAGAAUCUGUUGCGAUUGAGCAAUUUAACACUGUUGGAUCUGCGAGAAAAUGAGAUCAGGAAUUUCGACAAUGAGUUGGUCGUUAAAAUGAAGUCGACUAACUUGAGCGUACUGUUUGAAGGAAACCCUCUGCAGUGCGACUGCUACAGCCGGCCGCUAUACAAUUACCUCCGGACGCUUCCCUUGAUCCGGCCCGAAUACGAAGCGAUACGCUGUGCGGAACCCUCGACAACGGCCGGCAUGCCGCUGAUAGGCGUCAGCGACGAGCUACUUUCGUGCGUGCCGGCUUCCGAUUUGGAAAUCUACCAGCUGCUGCCGGAUUUACGGUUCCGGGAGGUCUCCUAUUUCCGUGGAAAACUGAUCGUGCACUGGUUCGUGAGCUCGACGAAGGACAUUGCCGACUUCUACGUGUACAUCCGGGAUCGGCAGAACAACAUCGUCUUCGAGCGGGUUGUUUCGUACAGCAGUCGACUGACGGCCAUUGCCGGGGAAGAAAUCGCCGGUUCCGGUUCCGGUUCGUCGUUGGAGCUGUGCGUGCUGGCCAAGAGCAGCAGCGAGGAGCUGAACUUCCUCGAGAGCCAAUGCGUACAGCUGCCGGACGAUCUGGAAGCUGUCAAGCGGAAGUACAACGAAAACUACAACUACAAACUGCCGUUGAGUUUAACCGGCAGUCGAGGAGGCGCGGGACGUUCCAGUAGCUGUGAUAUUGAUGUAAAUAGCUUAGUAGUCGUGCUAGUUAGUUUCCUAAGUGCUGUGUUCAACUUGAUUCGGUAGCGCUCUCGACUCGGGAGCUCUCCCUAGCGUAUGUACAUUUUUAUAAUUUUUUGUAGAAAAAUUCAAAAUUAAAUAGGUAUUUAUUAGUAAAAAAAAACG